This is a messenger RNA of Oxyura jamaicensis (ruddy duck), 5490 nucleotides long. It is a transcript of the gene SYCP2, whose product is annotated as synaptonemal complex protein 2. The record is from RefSeq and is a predicted model, not a curated record. Bases 876 to 5420 code for a protein of 1514 amino acids. Lineage: Eukaryota; Metazoa; Chordata; Aves; Anseriformes; Anatidae. The transcript has 44 exons.
GAAUAUCCAGCAAUGUAAGUAUUAAUACUAUUUUGUUGAGCUGAUUUUUCAACACUUUGGCUUUGCAUUUGUUCUGAGCGUCCUACCACAAGGUUCUUCUUACAGGCAGUUAGUGUUAUUUUAACAUUUAGUCUCAAAUUUAUUUCAAUUUAUCUUACAAAACAAAUAAAUUCCAGCUUCUAAUGGUAGUAAUAUACAAAUAGUCAACUGUAAGUACAGUACGUAAAGCAGUGUUAUCAUCAGUGCUUGAUGCAAUCAGUUGCAUGCACUUUCUGGCACUGUCUGCUAAAGCCAGAACAGCAAGUCCGAGCGUGUAGUCAUUUGUCACCGGGAGUCUAAUGUUAGUACUGACUUAGUACUGACUUCUCUCCCGAUUUGGCCUUCUCCUUAUGACCUCUGAUCUGCAGCUAUUUCAGCUGACAUUUGAUAUUAAAACUUGGGCACAAACGCUUCUGACCCUUCCCCGUUCUGCACGCCCCUCAAGCUGUGCCAAGCCCUGGUUUUGGUGCCUAGAACAGCGUUUUUGGAACCUCUGCUCAAGGGCUCCUGGCAUGGGGAACUUGAAAAACAUUCCCCAAAUUUUGUGUGAGCCCUCGCAGCUGUUCGGGCGGAGAGCCUGACAGCUUCCAUAGCUCGCCCCAGCCCGGUUAAGGCCGAACGUGAGAAGGGUUCCGCGGCUCCUCACGGAGCCCCCGACACCGCUGGAACUGAGCCCGGAGCUGUGGCUGCCCGGGGCGUUACCCGCUGGUCUGUCACGGCAAGAAGAGCCCGCCUCCCGCUGGACGACUUCGACAGCGAUUGGCUAGCAGGGAGCUCGCUCAGGGGCGGCGAUUGGCUCGCGAACUGUAAGGCUGGGAGUGAUUGGCCGGUGGGAAAUGGCGGGAUUUCCUCGCGGCGGCGGUGAGUUUGAAAAGUUAAUUGAUGAAGCUACAAGAAGAAAAGAUUUUGAAUUGUUAGAACAGUAUCUGGAAACAGAAGAGUGUGAAAAUGUCUCUCACAAAUGCAGCAAACAGUUUGUCAACAAACUAGACAAGCUUCUGUGUCGGGAGCUUGACAAACAAGAAUUCAAAACCAUUUCAACUUUACUAAAUUCUCUUUGGAAAUGUGGGGAAAAAAUCAGCAUAGCCGGUGAAGAUGGGCUCCCAGCAAUGAUAAAAUAUGGUCUUAUUGGAAAGAUGGUUAAUUGGUUUGAAAAGGUAAAAGGAAUUUUGAUCCUUAGAGGAAAUGAAAAUAAUAAAAUCCUUACAACUCUGGCUGAAGAUUUCUUCAACAUAUUGCUGGCUGUAUAUGAUAGCAGACCUGAAGGUAAAAUGCAAAUGCUGGAGAACUUUGUUCUGAGAACAUGUACCCUCAUUGCUGAUGUAAGAAUUAGUAUUUAUGUCCAGCAGGAGGUAGUAAGAAAACUUAAUUUAAUGCUCGACAACAUGCCUCGAGAUGCCAGGAAAAAGUUAUUUUCUACAAAGGAAAUGCUGCCUGUCAUGAGUGACAUGGGUAGGAGAAUUUUGGAUGCUGGAGACUAUGAUCUUCAGGUAGCCAUUACAGAAGCUUUAUGCAGAAUGAUACCUGAGAAACAAAGAAGGGAACUGGCAUGCCAAUGGUUUUCCAUGGAGUUUGUGUCCAGUGCAUUUAAAGGAAUUAAAGAUUCCGAGUUUGAAACAGACUGUAGAAAAUUUCUUAACCAGGUGAAUGGCAUGCUUGGAGACAAAAGAAGGGUUUUUACAUAUCCGUGCUUAUCAGCAGCUCUUGAUAAAUAUGAGCUACAAAUACCAUUAGAUGAAAACCUUGAAGAAUUUUGGAUUGAUUUCAACAUUGGUAGUAGAAGUAUAUCUUUCUAUGUGGCAGCAGAUAAUGCAGAUCAUCAAUGGGAAACAGUCAUUAUACCAGAGGAAGAGGUAGUCUUGUACAACCUUGAAGAGAAAGAUUCAAAAAAACUAUUAACGAUAGAUCUAAAAAGCCCAAUGAAUGUGGGUAAUCAAGAAGGAGAGAAAAUUUUUUUAUAUUUUGAUUCUAUCUUGGAAAUCAAAGAUGUAACCGGAAAGAUUUAUGGACUAAGUAAAUGUAAGGUUCUGGUACCAGAAAGUCAGUUUUCACCACGUUUGGAAGAAAAAUCUGAAGAAGAGGAGAAACUCAGCAAGUACAAAACACAGCAACUUCCAGGAACACAAAGGACUCUGUGCACAAACAACAACCAAGAUAAAUGCAAAGGUAGUUCCUUCAAGAUAACCACAUCUUGUAAAAGGAAAGUGUCUGAAGCAUCAGUGCUUAUUCCGGGAACUACAAGAUUUCCCACACGGAGCCCACUGCUAUUUAUUAGUACAUCCACUCCUUGUAAAGGACGAUUUAAAUUACCUUUGAAAAUGAUGAGCUCUGCUGAAAUGUCUAACAGUAAUGAAAUAAAUGAGACCAGAACAAAAAAUGUCUCUAAAGAACCUACUGGAAAUGGGCAAACAUGUACACCAGAUAAUGAAUUUUCUGAAACAGAGCAGAGUGCCAGGAAGUCAAAAAUCAGAGAUGAGGCAAAAGUACCUGAAAAAGGAAUAUGUAAUGAAGAAGUUUUAAAAAAUAUACAACAGGCAGAAAUUGGGGCCACCAGAAAGCAAACUUUAGAUGAUGCGUUAGAUAUUGUUCCUGAUACGCAGCCAACAGGAAGAAGCAACAAACAUCUACUGCCUGGUCUUUUGGAAAGUUCUUCUGAUAAAAACAGAACAUGGAAAAAAAGAGUGUGUUCUGUUCCUGAGAAGAAUAUAACAACUGGGAGCAGGCAAAAGCUAAAUCUGUCAUCAGGACCUACAUCCCAUACAGUUCCUGUUUUUAACGAAAGAGAUGUGAAACAAAAUGGUUUUUAUUCCAUUUGUGGAAAUACUUCUCCAGAUAAACAAAGAAAUAAAAAAAGAGAAAAACAACAGCAAAAUGGAAUUGAAAUCAUGAGGGAAGAAAACUGCAAAAUACUGAGUGGACAGUCAAAGAGCAUUAAUAAUUUGGAACUGAAACAGUUGAGUACAGAAAUUAAAAAUAUUUCAACUACUGCUGAAACAUUUAAAACAUUUCUCUCAGCUAGAGUGUCAGAAACAUCUUUGCAUUCUGAUUUUACAAAAUACAGCAAUACAGAAGAAGAAGUUGAUGUUCUCUCAGAAAAAGAGACUUCAAAUAAGAAACAGUCAAAAAGGAAAGCAAAGUCUAAAGAAAUGACAGAUGCAACAAAAUCACUAAUUAGUAAAAUCAGUGACAGGUAUACGGAAAAGACUAACGAGAAAAGCAAAACAAGAGACUCCUCAGGUUUCAACAGACCAUGUUUAAGUAAAUCUGGUUUCAGUGUUGAUAAGGAAAAAGUUCAGAAUAGAAGCUUGAAAACUACUACUUUCCUUGAUACAACUGCUGGUCAUAUUUUGGAUGAUGUCUACAACUUUAACAUCAGUGGGUUUGAUGAGCCUACAAUAAAGCUAGGGAUCCAUGACUGUCAUGCUAAGGAACAGAACGUUCGUACAGAUCCAAAGAAAAAAGGGAAUCCAGAUGAAAUUAAAACUAGCACUGAAGUGAAAGCAGGAAAAAAAACUAGAAACAAUCGGGACAAGAAGCAUCUUUUCAGCGACACAGACACAGAAUACAGAGGUGAUGACAGCAAAACAGACAUCAGCUGGCUACAAGAAUCAAAAUCUAAACCCCAGUUAAUCGAUUAUAGUAGAAAUAAAAACUUAGGGAAAUCAAUAUGCGCAGGCAGAAAUAAAUUCUCUGAACCUGCUUGCCAAAUGGAUACAUCUAAAGGCAAAACAGAAAAAAAGAAAAAGGAAACAGAACGUAAAAAACAAGCUUCAAGACAAGAUGAAAUGAUAGAACAAACCUAUAGAACAAAACGACCUCGAAAAGCAGCAUUAGCAAAAAAUUACAAAGAGCCUUCCAGCUCAGAGGAGUCAGAGAGUGAAAGGGAAUAUUCAGCAUGUACCUCUAAGAAGGAGAAAUCAAAAGUACAGAAACCCAUGAAUGAGGAAAACAGAAAUGGUGAUCAGCAGAAGAAACUUCAGAAUACUGUAUCUUUGGAGCCAAAGACAGUAGUAGAUUAUGUAAAUAAAGCGUUCACUAAAUCAAAGAACUCUGAUGAAGAAAAGGAAAUUGAAAUGUCAUUACCUGAGAGUCCAGCAUCUCUUGAGACAAUGAGAGGUGCUGAGAGAUUAUCAGAGGGAGAUGUUACUCAGGAGCAUAUUUCUAGUGAAGGAUCAGCUGGUCUUCAGGAGUCAACACCAAAAAACAGGGAAACAUUAAACUUUGGGAAAGGAAUCUCUCCUAAUAAUCUCUGUCCACAAAAAAAGAAUUUUCAAAAUAUAUGUCUAAAUCAGUGCCCUGAAACGACUGUUAAAAAGUUAACAUUUGGAAGUAAAAGUUUCUCACCAGUUAUAACUGCGUCAUCUUUGCUCAACUUAACUCCAGUAACCCCAUAUAAAACCCUCAGUGGAAAACAUACAAAGGAAUUUGUAUCUGAAACAUGUGAUGCUAAUGAAAAUUUGAGUUUUAGACAUGGCUUUUCAGACAAACUUUCUGUUGAAGCAAAGCUACAAGAUAUCACUAAACCUAUCAUCAAAAAUAAAAGAGAGGAACCAUCUCCUUUAUCCAUUUCCAGUGGAAGUAAAGUACAGUCUUGGAGUCAAGAACGUUAUGACUCUAUGCACAAGUCAGGACCGACUAUACAUACAUUUCUGAAACGAAGGUACCAGAGUGAUACAGAAAGCCACUUUGAUGAAGUAGAAACAGCCAAAGAGGAGGAAAAGAAAGGAAGCAGAAGAGCAAAGUUGCAGCCUAGAAAAUUAUUUAAAACGGAUGACACGGUUACUUACAGAGUGUCUGAAAGCUUAUCUACUGUAUCUGUAAAUGAUCCAUCUGUUUUGGGUGAGGAUGUCUGGGAGCCUGGUUAUUCAACUAUCAGUAUGUGUCAGAAGUUCCAAAAAGAAUUUACUAAGAAAAUGGAGAGCCGUUCACAAAAAAUGGAUCAUUUUACAAAGCAAUCAUUAAGAGCUGCCCACCAGCAUUUAGCAACAAUGAAUUACCAGCUUCAUGAAUGCAGGAUUAGACAGCUGGACAGAUUUCAUUUAGUUAUCCUUGAGGAAAUUGAAAAUUUUGAGAAAGAUUCUCAGUCCCUGAAAAACAUGGAAAAAGAACUCUUGACCUUUUGGAAAAAACAGAAGCAGACUUUAAGUACGUACAUGAAAAAUGAGCAACAGAGAUUUCAGAUCCUGAAAACAUCAUUUGAAAAGAACAUCUACCAUACUGUUGAUUAUGAAGAACAUAUUUUUACUUCACAGAUGCAUCUUAUGAAAGAAGACAUGAAAGGACUUCAAGAGAAAUUUCUUAAAGAAAUGCAAGAAGAGGAAUUGAUUAAUGUUCGCAGAGGAUUGCAGACAUUGUUUCUAUCAGAAGACCGAGAAUUCUAAAGUAAUGUUUUCAGACGAUUUCUGAAAUUCAAGCUGAAUAUAAACUAAUUUUUAAUGUAAAAUUUGACAA